Adineta steineri is the source of this 1188-nucleotide messenger RNA. Lineage: Eukaryota; Metazoa; Rotifera; Eurotatoria; Adinetida; Adinetidae. The record is from the annotation of a GenBank genome assembly.
AUGAGUAACAGAGUUGGACCUGAUGAAUCUAUUGAAGUUAAUUCUAAUACAACACGUUUACAAAGAUUAUUUGAACAUUUUCGAAGGAGAAAAUUACUUUGGAUAGUAUUUCUCAUUACGUUAACUAUAAUAAUUAUAGCUAUUUCAACAACUAUUAUUUUAGUGACCGAAACAAAAAGAGAAAAAAUAACAACACCAACAGAAAAAUCUACUAUGGAAACUAUAUUGACCAGUGAAGUGUUGAUAAUAGAAGAACAAUUAAAUUCAUCUGUUAUCAUUAAUCAUAAUACGAAAUGGAAACAGAAUGCAAUUACUGUUGCUGGAAGACCUACAUUUGGAGAUCAAUCAAAUGAAUUAUUUGGACCUUUAGGUAUUCGUGUUGAUGAUGAUAAUCAUUGUAUUUAUAUUGCUGACAGAAACAACCAUCGUAUUGUUAGAUGGGAAUUUGGUGCAGACAAAGGUGAAAUUGUUCAACGUAAAAAUCAACCUGAAAAUCCAGAAAUUAUAUUAUAUUACCCAAUAGAUGUAAUUCUUGAUAAAGAGAAGAAAUAUCUCAUCAUUUGUAAUUAUGGUAAGCGACAAGUGAUGAAAUGGUCUCUUUAUAGUGCUAAUCAAGUCGACCCGGUGAUGAUACGUGUUAUUCCUUGCUGGGGCUUGGCAAUGGAUAAUAAUGGAGAUCUUUAUGUUUCUGAAUGGGAUAAACAUCAAGUCAGACGUUUUUACGAUGGCGAUAGGCAAGGUACAGUUGUAGCGGGUGGGAAUGGACAAGGAAGUCAAUUUAAUCAACUCAAUCAACCUCAUUAUAUCUUCGUCGAUAAAGAUCAUUCAGUUUAUAUAGCAGAUUAUUUGAAUAAUCGUGUGAUGAAAUGGAACAAAAAUGCAAUCCAAGGCACUCUUAUUGCUCCAAGACAAGUUUCUGACAAAAAUCCCAAUUCACUAGUUCAACCCAGAGGUGUUAUUGUUGAUCAUAUGGGUAAUAUUUAUGUGUCAAAUGCGAGAACUCAUCAAAUCACGCGUUGGUCGCCAGGUAAAAUAGAAGCUACUACUGUCGCUGGUGAAAAAGAAUCCGGAUCGGGGCCCACACAGCUAAUAAACCCUCAAAGUCUAUCAUUUGAUCAACAGGGUAAUCUUUAUGUUGUCGAUGGACAUAAUCAUCGAAUACAAAAAUUUGCUAUUGAUCGUGACUGA